Molecule: messenger RNA, 1001 nt
Organism: Aspergillus saccharolyticus JOP 1030-1
Lineage: Eukaryota; Fungi; Ascomycota; Eurotiomycetes; Eurotiales; Aspergillaceae
Exons: 4
Coding region: 441-1001 (186 amino acids)
Source: RefSeq, a predicted model, not a curated record
CGAACAUGUCCAUGGAGACAGAUCGCAGCGCGACAAAUAGAUCUUCCUAACCCUCAAGCCUUGAUCGACAUCCCAGCCAGGGAAGCCCCUACCCAUCGCAUCGCAUCUCCUCUCGCGAUCCCAAUCAGCUCUACCGAGCCCCAGCGCCAGCAGAAUGAUUGGCCCGUCCAUAUACCACCAUAUCCCAGAUCCGGUGUAUCCGAAAGAAUCCCCUCGAUCUGCACAGUCCCCUUGAUCAAGAUGCAGGUACGCAAUACACAGGAUGCGACGCGUCAAAAAGUAGUCCCUGACUUGUCUUCACCCCCUCAGCCGGGUUGAGGGGGGAGACGGUGGUCAUAAAACCCUCCUAUCCUCGCUGGGAACCAGACGAGCAAAACUACCUUCCAACAUCAACUUCACUCCUGAAUCUCUAACUCAGCGGCGAAAAGCAAACCGACACAAUGCAAUCCAAAACCCUCCUCGCAUCCCUCCUCGGCCUCGCCGCGGGCGUCACCGCCGUAACAACAGCCAACUCCACCUCGACCUCCAUCGCGGCGGCCGUGCAGCUCCGUCUCGUUGACCUGGACCUCGGGUAUCAGAAGACGUACUUUGAGCUCGAGCGCGCCGCAGCGGGGGGUUCUGGCGCUCCUACCGCUGACACCGUGAUCACCACAUACAACACGACCGUCGCCGCCGAGAAGCAGGACGUGGAAUCCAAGGCCCAGCCCACCAUGGCUCUACCUGAAGCGGUGCAACUCGCGCUUUGCAAUGCUUAUCACUCGCUCGUCCUGAACGGCAACACCCUGAACAAUGCCUGGGCUGAACAUGCCGGACUGUUCGAUAAGACGCAGAAGAAUACGCUGCAGGAGCUGUUCACGACGGUGAAUGAUGAGACCAGUCGGUUCUUUGCGGAUGUGGCUCAGAAGGUCUUGCCGGUUUGCGCGGCGGUGGUGCAGGCGGAUAAUGCGGCGCUUUAUCAGUCGUUGAAUCGGGCUGUUGUGGCCUUGGAUCCGUCGGCUUGA